AACCAUGAAAAUCCUGGUGAUAUUUUUCACUUUAUUCAAACUCCUAUGUUACAUAUCUGCACAAAAGACUUGUAAGAAAGUGAAUUCUUGUAAAUGUAAAUUGGAUGAUGGAAAAGUCAUAGACUUGGAUCCAUUGGCGAAAUCAAGCGGACCCGCAUUUCUCGAUGUUCUCGACAGUGGUGGAGUGGAUCAAUAUUCGUGGAAUCCUUGCAAACCAUUUUCCGAAGGAGGAUGUACUAAUGCAGCGGUAUGUCAGACACAUUCAGGCCUCCAAUAUAACUGUGGCACUCAAGACAGUGCUGUUUUCGGAUACGAUGAUGCGAACAGUGUGUACACUAUAACUUACAGUGCAGAAAGCUAUGUGAAAAGCAAUGACGUCAGAACGACAACCCUCUACCUAUACUGUGACCAAGGUCCAGAUAUGUUCCAGCCAAUAGGAGAGGCUGUUCAAGGAACUUAUGCAUUGAUUUUCAAAGGUAAAUACGCAUGCCCAAGGACCGCGAGUGCGGGAAUUUCUGCAGGUUCCAUAUUAAUAAUCAUAUUUUUUAGCCUACUAGUUGUUUAUUUGAUUGGCGGAGUAUUAUUUCAAAUAUUUGUCAAGAAGAAUAGUGGUAAAAAUGCCAUACCUAAUUCAAAUUUCUGGUUUGGACUUCCGGGACUAAUUAAGGAUGGUGUAUUUCUCAUUAUUAGAAGAGGAGGGAAGAAAGGAUCAUACAACAGUAUAUGA
Saccostrea echinata is the source of this 727-nucleotide messenger RNA. RefSeq lists its product as uncharacterized. The coding region runs from base 5 to 727 and encodes 240 amino acids. NCBI's taxonomy places the organism in Eukaryota, Metazoa, Mollusca, Bivalvia, Ostreida, Ostreidae. The transcript is spliced from 7 exons. Gene Ontology annotation, cellular component: trans-Golgi network. The record is from RefSeq and is a predicted model, not a curated record.